Drosophila biarmipes is the source of this 421-nucleotide messenger RNA. RefSeq lists its product as uncharacterized. Lineage: Eukaryota; Metazoa; Arthropoda; Insecta; Diptera; Drosophilidae. The coding region runs from base 18 to 344 and encodes 108 amino acids. The record is from RefSeq and is a predicted model, not a curated record. The transcript has a single exon.
UACACUUCUAUUGAAAGAUGCAUCUUCAUUACUUCCUUGUUCUCUACAUUAUCUUCUGUAUUUUGCUAACUCAAGCUCAAGCUCAACAUAAUACAACGAUAUCCAAUUCAACAAACUCCAAUUCAACAAAUAUCCAAGGAAAAGUGGCUAAGAAACGCGUAAUGAAACGAAGACUUCAUAAGGAUGACAAGCAGGGCAAAGGAAUGAUGCACAUUGUCAUACACAAGAUUCAACCUGGCGAUCCUUACUACAAGGUUUUCGAUGGCGACGAGAAGGCAGCUCGGGGAUUCACCAACAAAAUAUGGAACCGGCUGUUCAAUCGAUAUAGAACUAUGCUCAUUUAAUGUAUUUUUCUUAAUCCUAAAGUAUAGCCAAUAGCUGACCUUAAGUUAUGAUAAUAAAGCUAGAACUGAAUAUGGAA